UACAUCACAGUCUCUCACACCCUGGAACCAGCGGGGGCUCAGUUCCUGGACUCUACCCCCAGCCCUCCCUGCACACACACACUCCCCUGAAUGGUUCACUGGGCAGAUGACUGGUCAGAGAAAAAUGGCCCACCGCCCGCCAGGCUUCCUGUGAGGGAAGGUCAAGUUAAGGUCUCCAGUCCAGGGCUUGGGAGGAGGUAGGAGAGACCCAGCAGUGCCCAUGGCAGGCUCUGGCUGUUUCUGGGAUCCCAUGACUGGCAGGGGGCUUGGAGGUGGGGCCUGGGCUUCCUGGUCACUGAGGCACCUCUGUGAUCUCUGCUCCAGUCACAUACCCCUCUGCCUGGCCACACUCUACUAGAGUCAGAUCCCAGGUGAGCGCCAGGAUGCUGCCCUCCCUCCCUGCCUGCAGGCUCCCAAAGGAGCCAACUUACUCAGAGUGGGGCCCGUUUCGGUCCUGGCUGUGUGUGACCCUGGGCACGUCUGCAUCUCAGCCUCCAUUUCCUGCUUUGUAAAAUGAGACUCUUGGGUCACAGGGCUAUUAUUAGAUUAAAAGAUACCAAGACUCAGGUAUAACGCCUCAGUAAUCAAGAGUAUGCAGUUUUGCCCCAGGUAGGUGCCAGCUGUCCCCACAAGAUCCUCAUCUCAGCUCCUGUCACCGCCUGUUCUGGUGCCCUUUGCUUCAUCCACCCAGUGAUUCCCAUGUUCCUCCUCCCCCCGUGCCCACCACCCUAUGUGCCAGCUUCUUACACCACGAGGCUGUCCCAGCAGCCAUCCUGCUCCCUGUGAAUGAGGGCCAGGCCCCGCCCAGGUGGCACAUUGGAGUUGGCAGGCCCCAGAGCUCUGAUCAGGCUGUUGUGACCAGAAAGUGGGGAAAAGGAAGCCCAGAAAGGGGCAGGGACUGUCCCAUUGUCACAUCCAUUAAUGGUUGAUUUGGGGCUAGAGCCAGAUCUGCUGACUGCCACUCAUCGGAGCCCCUGGAUUGCCACCUCACCCCGUUUCACCCCACUUGGGGUAUUGGGAAUAAAGCUGGGGGCCACUCCCACACCUACUUGCUCCACCGUGACUGGCUGGAUUUGGAGACCACUCCUCUGACCACUGGCUGUGGAGAAGGAAAAGGUUUGUGCCCAGGCUCCCAGGUGUGGAAUGAACUGCCAGUGUGUGGUGGUGGCCAUCGAGAAUUGGGCCUUUAGAUGCAGACACCUGAGGGUGUGGUUGCACUGGCCCUUCCUGUGGAGGGACACAGGGAUGUGUCCUUGAACCUAGGCAGCAGAGAGCAGAGGGCAGGGGCCUGACCACCUGGUACAGAGCUCAGAGGGGCCACAGUUCCUGUACUUUCCGACUCUGUUUAUAGACAAGCCUCUGUCCUCCCUGGGUGAGGGGGAAGGGAUGGAGCAGACAGCAGGUGCCAAGGUGGCACGAGGCUGGGCAUGUGCCUGGUCUCAGACAGUGUCCAAGGAGUGUCAGACAUUUGAGGUGUUGCUCUGAAGACCCCUGCCCCCACCGGAGUAUCUGGAUCUUUUCAGAAGCUGACCUCUGACCUGGUGCCAGCCCAGAGUCCAGGUGCCCCAACCCCCGCCCAGGGCCCAAAGUCCCCCAUCAGAGUCUUGGCUCUUCUUAUGGCAUCUGACACCAGAGGGGCUGAAAAUAGCCCCUGGAGGAGGGGGAGGAGGGGCUAUUUAAAGGGCCUGGAAGGAGCAGAGCUGAGGGAGAGGCUGAUCAUGGCCACUUCUGAGCUGAGCUGCCAGGUGUCUGAGCAGAACUGUGAGCGCCGAGAGGCCUUCUGGGCUGAAUGGAAGGAUCUGACACUGUCCACACGGCCUGAGGAGGGGUGCUCCCUGCAUGAGGAGGAUGCCCAGCGGCGUGAGACCUACCACCGACAGGGGCAGUGCCAGGCGCUGGUGCAGCGUUCCCCCUGGUUGGUAAUGCGUAUGGGCAUCCUUGGCCAAGGGCUGCAGGAGUACCUGCUGCCUUACCAGCGAGUGCUGCCACUGCCCAUCUUCACCCCCACCAAGGUGGGCACCACCAAGGAGGAGCACGAGGGUACCCCCAUCCAGCUGCGGGAGCUGCUGGCACUGGAGACAGCCCUGGGUGGCCAGUGUAUGGAGCGCCAGGACAUGGCGGAGAUCACGAAGCAGCUGCCCCCUGUGGUGCCUGUCAGCAAGCCAGGCACCCUUCGUCGCACUCUGUCCCGCUCCAUGUCCCAGGAUGCACAGAGAGGCUGAGAGGGACUGUGACUCAGCCUCCACUGUGCCCACUCUGGGCUGGGCCCUUCCUGGCUAGGAUCAUGGAGGGGAGCUGCUGGCCAUGGAUGCUUUGUAGUUUGCCCAAAGUUGGGGGCUAGGAGAGGAGGGAGCCAGAGGCCAGGAUGCCUGGGUCUCCUGAGUUCCGAAAGGGAGGGGAGCAAAGACAGUGGGCACGAAGUGUGGACAGCUAGGGGCCAGCAUAGCUGAAUACCCCAAGC
Miniopterus natalensis is the source of this 2461-nucleotide messenger RNA. It is a transcript of the gene TCAP, whose product is annotated as titin-cap. Gene Ontology annotation, biological process: skeletal muscle myosin thick filament assembly; skeletal muscle thin filament assembly; cardiac muscle contraction. NCBI's taxonomy places the organism in Eukaryota, Metazoa, Chordata, Mammalia, Chiroptera, Miniopteridae. Gene Ontology annotation, molecular function: protein-macromolecule adaptor activity; structural constituent of muscle; titin Z domain binding. The record is from RefSeq and is a predicted model, not a curated record. Gene Ontology annotation, cellular component: Z disc.